Molecule: messenger RNA, 1346 nt
Organism: Glycine soja
Lineage: Eukaryota; Viridiplantae; Streptophyta; Magnoliopsida; Fabales; Fabaceae
Product: probable aldo-keto reductase 2
Exons: 5
Coding region: 37-1071 (344 amino acids)
Cellular component (GO): cytoplasm
Source: RefSeq, a predicted model, not a curated record
GUGGAAGCACGGAGAGCACAACGUUACAUAGGAACUAUGGCGAGAGUGGGUAGAAUGAAACUGGGUUCAGAAGGGAUGGAAGUGUCUAUGCAGGGUCUUGGGUGCAUGGGCAUGUCUGCAUUCUACGGUCCUCCAAAGCCAGAACCCGAUAUGAUUGCUCUUAUCCACCAUGCCAUCCAAAGUGGUGUCACUCUUCUUGACACUUCUAAUGUCUAUGGCCCUCACACCAACGAACUCCUUCUAGGAAAGGCUUUGAAGGGAGGGAUGAGACAGAAUGUUGAAUUGGCUACCAAGUUUGGAAUCAACAUAGCUGAAGGGAAACGGGAGGCCCGUGGUGAUCCAGCAUUCGUGAGGGAAUCUUGUUAUGGCAGCUUAAAGAGACUUGGUAUCGAUUGCAUCGAUCUCUAUUACCAACAUCGUGUUGAUACUCGUGUGCCUAUUGAAGUCACGAUUGGAGAGCUUAAAAAACUUGUUAAGGAGGGGAAAAUAAAAUACAUUGGUCUGUCUGAGGCCUCGGCGUCAACAAUCCGAAGAGCACAUGCAGUUCAUCCGAUAACAGCUGUUCAGUUGGAGUGGUCGCUAUGGUCAAGAGAUGUAGAGGAGGAAAUAGUUCCAACGUGCAGGGAACUUGGUAUUGGAAUUGUUGCAUAUAGUCCUCUUGGACGAGGAUUCUUGUCAUCGGGAACAAAGUUGCUUGAGAAUCUGACAAAAGAAGACUACCGGCAGAGACUGCCUAGAUUUCAACCUGAAAAUUUGGAGCAGAAUAAGACUAUAUUUGAGAGGAUUAAUGAACUGGCUGCAAAAAAAAGAUGUACACCAUCUCAGCUUGCAUUAGCUUGGGUUCAUCACCAAGGAAAAGACGUUUGCCCUAUUCCCGGAACCACCAAACUUAAGAACUUUGAGGAGAACAUUGGGGCAUUGUCUGUCAAACUAACACCCGAAGAAAUGGCAGAACUCGAGUCCUUCGCUGCCAUAGAUGCUGUCAAGGGUGAUAGGUAUGGCGAUGAUGGUUUUUCUUUAUGGCAGAACUCUGAUACCCCACCACUUUCUUCUUGGAAAGCUGCAUUAUGAAGUGCAUUGCUUAAUGCUUAUAUUAGUGAUCCUUAAAGUAUUUUCUGCUGCUACUUUAAGAAACAUAUCAGUAUGAGGGGUGGAAUUCCUUCGAAUUCAAAAGGAAUAUAUAAGCCUUUCUAGUUUCUACCAAUUGUUGUGUCUUUAUUAGUGGUUUGAACUCUAUUCAAGAUAAUUCCAUAUAUCAAAAUAAAUGCAAGCUGUAGCUUGAAACUAACUGAAGUGAGUGUGAUUAUUGCCUCUGCAUAUUAGCUUGAGUAACAUACCUUGCUUCA